CAAUUGAUUGCUUCUGGGGAUAAUGGAAAACAAGAACCAAGAGGAUCUAGAUCUGCUUCUGUCCCUUGACGACGACGAGAGGGUUCUCGAAACUCCUCCCGGUUCUCCUUCUGCUCCACCCGUAUAUUUGACGGAUGAAGAAGGAUCCCCCAAACGUCGUAGAGGUCAGGCGGACUUGUCUGACUUCAGAAGUGUUGUUCAAGAUUGCAUCGACUAUGACCCCAAACCUCUCCCCAAAACCACCAAUAAACCUAAAAGCGACAUUGAAAAGUUCUCUGGCUUACGCUUAAGGAAUCAAUUACUUAGCCCUGCACAGAUUAGUGAUCUCUUCUCAGAUAUUCGUUUCGUUAGAUUGCCAACAAUCAAGAACUUGCUAAUGGGUGACAAACUGUCCGGCUGCUGGGCCACAAUGGGAGUGCUAACUGAGAAAGGACAACCCAAAACAAGCUCUAUAGGUCAGCCUUAUUGCAUUUGGAAAAUAUGUACCUUAAACGAGAACAACACUGUCUCCUUGUUCUUGUUUGGCGACGCUUACAAGAAGAAUGAGUCUGAAAAGGCAGCAACUGUUUUCGGUCUCUUUAAUUGUUCUCUUCGCAAGGACAAAGUGGGAAGUGACUUCUCAUUAAGUGUCAACUCCGCUAAACAAAUGGUAAAACUAGGAGUUUCCGCUGAUUAUGGAGUCUGCACAGCUAAGCGGAAAGAUGGAACAACUUGUACCUCUGUUGUAAACAAACGCCAAGGAGCAUUCUGCAAGAUUCAUAAACUGAAUGCAUCAGACAAAUUUGCUACAAUGAGAAGUGAACUCAAAGGCGGGAACUUGAGAACGUCUUUCAGAGAUCCAAAAUCUCAAGGCAUUUACACAGUUGAGCCACCAGUAGAUAGGAGCGGGAACAAAAAGGCUACUCAGCCUGUCCGAGUACUAUCAGUGGAGGGUCUUCGAAAGGCUCUAAGUGGUGCAGAUAAAGUGACGCCUAACGUACACUCUCAAGGCAUACGUUUCCUGAACGAGAUGGCUAAACAAUCGGCUUUGAAGAACGUUAACAAGAAAUCUGAAGCUGUGAAUAAGUCUGUAGAGAAGAGGAAAGCAUCUAAUGCAAAAGAAACGCAAGCAAAGAGAAAGAGAGAAGCACAUGGACAUGAUAAGAAGGAAACUCCUGAGACUGCCACCGGAAAAAUGAUGGUCCUAGAUUUCUGCAGCUCUGACGAAGAAUGAGUCAUCAGCCCUUCCAAAUUUGGGGCCAGUUAUGAGACUUUAGCCAAAUAUGCAGAUCACUGGAUGUCGAGUAAAAGGCUUGUUGUUCCCAUUCAUACAAGAAAUGUUCCUUUUUGCUAUAUUGGAUUUGAGAUGGUAUGUCUUUCUACAAGUUUUGUGUUCGUUUUAACAUAUAUUAUAAACUGUUGAGAAGAGAUGAUACAUAUACGUAGAAAGCAUCUAAUUCGAAACAUGAACAAAAGAAUCAAAUGCUAGAUGCAGAAGUAAUUGGUUUUGUCACAAGAUGUCUUGAAGAAGAGAUUUACCCUGAAACUUGUCCACCUUGGAACUGAGAAACGCCAAUCUCUUGUCGAGACGCGCUUUCCUCAUAUCCAGACUUGCCAACUUGCCAGCCAUCUCGGUGGUUCUCUCUCUCCACUCCUUCAACUUCUUCUCCUUCUCCCUCAGCUCUUUCCCCUGUUUCUCCAUUUCUUGUUUCGCAAGCAACAUAUCCCCUUGGCACAUCUCUUUCUCUAUUAUGCUCAUCUUGUGGUGGUCGUAGUGCUUUACCGCCUCAAAAAUAUCCUCCAGGACGGCCUUGAGCCAGCCUGCCUUGAUUUUAACAGACUCAACGUCUCUAACAAUCGCUAGCAUUUCCACCACACGGGACUCCUUGAGAUGCUUUAAGGGAGUCGUCUGGAGUUCGAAAGCCACGGAGGCAAGCAUGUCGAGGUAGUAGGAUCUUGUGGCAAGCGAAUGUAGUUUGGAAGCAGAUGCAAUGUC
Messenger RNA from Eruca vesicaria subsp. sativa (arugula), 1975 nucleotides. The record is from the annotation of a GenBank genome assembly. NCBI's taxonomy places the organism in Eukaryota, Viridiplantae, Streptophyta, Magnoliopsida, Brassicales, Brassicaceae.